UGAAAUUUCUUUCGCUUUCACGUUGGCAUUAGUACCGGUUGCACCUAGAAACCUGCUGGUUUAUAUACGUAUACAAAUAGUACUAUUUCUGAAAGAUGGGUCUCAAACGAAGAACGGGUACAAAAAAUCCAUCGAUACUGAGUAGUGAAUUUUUUAUCCAGAACCAUGCAGAUAUUAUAUCAUGCAUUGCUAUGAUAUUUGUAGUCGGCCUUUUAUUUCAGGUCACUGCUCCAUUGGCAUCCAUAUUUGUUGUUAUGCAUCAUAAUGUAACUGAAGGACUUGAUCCAAAUGAUAUUGUGCUGUAUACAUAUGGACGUCAAGAUGCUUGUGUUAUUACUUUUUACUUCCUCAUUGCUAUUGUGAUGCAUGCAAUUCUUCAAGAAUAUGCUCUGGAUAAACUUAAUAGAAAAUUGCAUCUGUCAAAAGUAAAACAUAGCAAGUUCAAUGAAUCUGGACAAUUAUUGAUAUUCUACUUAAUAUCCUUGAUUUGGGGUGGUGACAUCAUUUUAAGAGAAGGUUACCUUCUAAACAUCAGUCAAUUAUGGCAGGAUUACCCACACAAUGAAAUGACAUUUAUGUUCAAAUUUUACUUCAUUGUUCAGCUUGCAUACUGGCUUCAUUGCUACCCGGAAUUAUAUUUCCAAAAAGUAAAAAAGGAUGAAAUGAAACCCAGGAUUAUUUACACUACAUUGUACUUAGUAUUUUUGACUGCUGCUUAUGUACUUAACUUUACAAGAAUCGCUAUCUGUCUGUCAGUCUUGCACUAUGUGGUGGAAAGUAUAUUUCAUACUUCAAGACUUCUAUAUUUUGCAGAAAGAUCUAGGGCUGCAUCCUAUGGUUUUACGGUUUGGAAUGUUCUAUUUGUGCUUGUGAGAUUGGGAUCAAUCUCAUUGUCUGUGCUGACUUUCUGGUACGGUCUUGCAAAACAACAAGUUACUCCUGCUAUGGAUAUUGUUACUGGCAAUUUCAAUACUCAGCUAAUUCGUAUCAAUUGCCUUGUGGCUGUCUUUCUAUUGCAAGCAUGGAUGAUGUGGAAUUUCAUAAACUUCCAUAUGAAACGACUACGAGAAAGGGCUGCCCAAGCAGCAUCCAGUAAAAAGAAGGCAUUGGCCAAAAAGGAAAAGAAGCAAAAGAAAGAUGAAUUGAAGAAGGUCUCUGAAGAUGAAGUAAAUGAGUUACCAGAAGUUGAUCAAAACACAAAGAAAGAUUUGAGGUCCAGAACUGGAGUAUCCACAAAAUCUAAACGCAACUAAAUGACUCAAAAAUCUCAAUCUGUCUUUUCCAUAAGUUAAACUUCCUUUUUGUUACAAAUUGGUUCUGCAUUUGUUUGCUUUUGUACUGAUUCCUUUCUUCAAAGUUUUACAUUAAAAUUUUGUUCUUUUUAAAAA
This is a messenger RNA of Uloborus diversus, 1388 nucleotides long. RefSeq names its product translocating chain-associated membrane protein 1-like 1 (gene TRAM). Gene Ontology annotation, cellular component: endoplasmic reticulum membrane. The transcript has 10 exons. Bases 96 to 1253 code for a protein of 385 amino acids. Gene Ontology annotation, biological process: SRP-dependent cotranslational protein targeting to membrane, translocation; protein insertion into ER membrane. Lineage: Eukaryota; Metazoa; Arthropoda; Arachnida; Araneae; Uloboridae. The record is from RefSeq and is a predicted model, not a curated record.